Messenger RNA from Athene cunicularia (burrowing owl), 442 nucleotides. Its product is annotated as feather keratin Cos1-1/Cos1-3/Cos2-1-like. The record is from RefSeq and is a predicted model, not a curated record. The coding region runs from base 1 to 372 and encodes 123 amino acids. The transcript has a single exon. Gene Ontology annotation, cellular component: intermediate filament. Gene Ontology annotation, molecular function: structural constituent of cytoskeleton. NCBI's taxonomy places the organism in Eukaryota, Metazoa, Chordata, Aves, Strigiformes, Strigidae.
AUGUCCUGCUACGACCAGUGCCUGCCAUGCCAGCCCUGCGGCCCGACCCCACUGGCCAACAGCUGCAAUGAGCCCUGUGUCAGGCAGUGCCAGGACUCCACCGUCGUCAUCGAGCCUUCCCCGGUGGUGGUGACCCUGCCCGGCCCCAUCCUCAGCUCCUUCCCACAGAACACCGUGGUGGGCUCCUCCACCUCCGCUGCCGUUGGCCGCAUCCUCAGCUGUGACGGAGUGCCCAUCAACUCUGGGGGCUUUGACCUCUCCUGCAUUACCAGCCGCUACUGUGGCAGAAGGUUCCCCCCUGCUAAAGGGGCUGGCAAAGCCCCAGCGACACACCUUGAAGAGCUCCGAAUGUUGUGCUGGCCAGAGGAUUGACACUUUGGAGGUUGUUUUCAGGAUAGCUGAAUAGCUUUGUCAUUCUCUCCAUUUUCUUUGCUUUGGUUCC